AAUAUUAUUUAAUUAUUUAAAUUCCACGGGUAGGUAGAUAUGGGUGCGAUCCCUCUUUAACUUUCCCGCACAUAAAUUUGGAAAAAUUCUUCAGUUCAGUUUCAUUCUUUUCGCGUUUUUGCCACGAAAAUGCACGUAAAAUUCCCGCUAAUUUUGCUUUUUUACCUCUCUUCAACGAUCUUUGGGGAUGACGUGAAAGUCAUCAGGAGGAGAACCUCAAAGGAUCUCCUACGGGAAGAUGUGAAAAGUGUUGUGAGUGAAAAAAUGAUUGGAAAUGAGCGAAAGGGGAGAUUCUUUGGAUUACUCAGUCUUCUUGCGGGUCUAUCGCUCACGGAUGGACUCUUCUUUGACACGGACUCAUGGACGGAUAACCCCAAGGCAGGAGCAGCAGUGAACAUCAAUACGAAGCUUCAAGCUGCACCCUAUGGGAUUGGUGGACUAGGUGAGAGGACAAUUAUUUUUUUUAUUUCUUUGAAUUUUUCUCAAAAAAAGAUGAAUUUCGUCUCCUCGAAAGGAUGGCCCUUUGGACCAAGAUACGUACCUGUUCUCAUCCCAGCUUCGUAUUUUGCCCCAUUGAAGCAUGAAGCUCUUCACCAGCAGAUUGUUAAUGUGGAUUCCCCUGUGAAAAUGGAAAGCUACCAGGAAGCACCAUCAUUGGGGCAACAUCAUGGCAAUCAAGCAGCAAUGCUAAAGAACAUUCCAACACCUGAAAGAUUCAUUCGUGAAGCUGUUGAGAUUGCAAAUAAUGCAACUGUUGUGGAUAACACCACAACAACGGCAACUGUUGUGGAAAUUCAAAUUAAUGAAACAACAAAUCAAACCAACGAGUCACAGGUAAUGCAACCAGAGGUAGAAGUUGCUCAAAAUACUUCGGAUCUUGUAGAAAACUCCCCUGAAAGUCAAACAAGUACGCAAUCAAUCGUGGAAACAAACAACGAAACAAAUAGUCAAACCAGCCAAAUGAUCAAUUUAACAACAGAGAUGAGCUUUGAGGUGGGAAUGCAACCGGAAAGUGAGGCGGCACAUUUGGAGAAUCUCAUGGUAAAUGAAGUGGAGGAGAUGACACCACCGAGUUGGAAACCAUCAGGGAAUUCUUCUUACUACCGCAAAUACCCCCAAAAUGUUAACAUUGACGACAUAAGCUUCACAACGAUCUACCCACCUUUGGGGACACCUCCACCGGAUGUUGUACCCUUCCAAGCUAGCCCAAAGGAUGAGACUACUUCCCGAAGGGUACCACAGAGCUUUCAGCCAAUCCUGCAAGUUCCCAUCUUCUGGGGGAAUCGUCUAUAAAUCGU
This is a messenger RNA of Lutzomyia longipalpis, 1298 nucleotides long. RefSeq lists its product as uncharacterized. Bases 130 to 1293 code for a protein of 387 amino acids. NCBI's taxonomy places the organism in Eukaryota, Metazoa, Arthropoda, Insecta, Diptera, Psychodidae. The record is from RefSeq and is a predicted model, not a curated record. The transcript is spliced from 2 exons.